UAAAAUUUGUCAUUGUCAAAUUAAUUGAAUAAAAUUCUAUUCGUUGUCUAAUUUAUUUUAUGAAUUUUAUCUGAAAGAAUUCCAUUCAAAAUCAGUCGAAUCAGUUUCAUGAUCCUGAUACGGCAGGUGGAUUCUAUUUUGCAUAGCUAUUCGAAUCGAAAUAGAUGACCCACGUGCCCAAAAAAUUAUUGAUAUAACACGCGCUUGUUUUCAAUUCGAUUGUAAACAAACAAUCCGUUUCAGGAACAAUGUCACGAAUAUUCAUUGAAAAUUUGCCUAAAAAUAUUACCCAAGAGGUAUUGCAACAAAAAUUUGCCGAAAAAGGUGAAAUAACCGAUAUUCAACUACGGCAAGAUAAAAGAAAUGCAUUCAUUGGUUACAAACAAUCAGAACAGGCACAGAAUGCAGUGGAUUAUUUCAAUCGAACAUUUAUUCAUACUUCUAAAAUAACAGUGAAAAUUGUUGAUAAUUAUCGUUUGAAUAAAAAAGUAGAAAAAUUGCCAACAAUUAGUGAUGAAAAAUCAUUUGACGAUGAAACAAAGAAAAAGAAACGAAAAAAAAUCGAUCCAUUCGAAGAAGUUCGAAAUGAUCCUGAAUUUGAAGAUUUUCUUCGUCUACAACGAAACAUUGAUACGAAUAACAAAAGUAAAGAAAUCUGGAAAGAUGAUGUUAUCGCUAAUGUUCACGGUGAUGAUGAUGAUGAUGACGAUGAUGUCGGUCAAGACGAAAUUGACGAAGAUAAUCACGAUAAAACGGUUGAAAAACGUAUAAAAAAGACAUUCGAUUUUACUGUGAAAAUUCGUGGCCUACCAUACAAGAUAAAAAAAUCACAAUUAAAAGAAUUUCUUAAACCAAUCAAACCGAUGAGCAUGAGAUUUGUACCACAUGUAAAAGGAAUUGCAUAUGUAUCAUUUAAAAAUGCUUUAGAUCUACAACAAGCUAUGAUUAAACAUCGUGGUUUCAUCGAUGGUCAUCGAAUUGAGAUAACUAAAAUGGAGAAACAAAAACAAAACAAAGCCGAUAAUAUAAUGGAAGAAAAUGGUAAAAAAUUUGACAAACAAAAUAAUGACGAACAACAAGAAAAAGAACAGCCCGAACCUAUAAGUGAAUCUGGUAGAAUUUUUAUUCGAAAUCUAUCCUAUACAUGUAUGGAAGAUGAUCUACGACAAUUGUUUGAAAAAUUCGGCACAAUUACCGAACUUCAUAUGCCUAUUGAUUCGUAUACAAAAAAACCAAAAGGUUUUGCUUUUGUAACAUACAUGUUUCCUGAACAUGCCAUACUAGCAUUUAAUCAAUUGGAUAAAACCGAUUUUCAAGGUCGUCUUAUACAUUUAUUACCUGCACAUAUGAAAAAUGAAUCCACUUAUAAUGGUCCACCACCACCAUCGGAUGAUGAAAUGAAUGAUGAUAAUGAUGAACAACAACGAAAAAAAUCUUCAACAUUUAAACAAGCCAAAAAUGAAGAAAAUCGUCAAGAUGCACAGAAUAAAACACGUUGGAAUACAUUAUUUGUACGUCCGAAUGCUGUGGCUGAUAUAAUGAGUAAAAAUUUGAAUAUGAAUAAAUUGGAUUUGCUAACAAAAUCGGAUCGUAAAUCCGGUAAUGCAGCAGUACGUAUGGCAUUGGGUGAAGCACAAAUUGUGAAUGAAAUUAAACAAUUUUUGUUAAAAAAUCAAGUCCAUCUUGAAUCAUUUGAACGUGGUGUUGAUUGUCCUCGUAGUCGUACAACAAUUUUGGUAAAAAAUUUACCAUCCGAAACUCAAGAACAAGAGAUCAAGACAUUAUUUGAAAAAUACGGCUUAAUUAAUCGAGUUAUAUUACCACCAUACGGAUUGACAGCUAUUGUCGAAAUGCAAGAAUCGAAUGAAGCUAAAUUUGCAUUCAAAAAAUUAGCCUACAGUAAUUUUAAUCAUUAUCCAUUAUAUUUAGAAUGGGCACCUGAAGAUAUAUUUUCUGGUUCAUCAGCUAAAUCAUCUGAUAAAUCAAUAGAUGUGGUGGAUGAAAAACCCGAAGAGAUUAUUAUCGAAGAUGGUUCAACAAUAUUUGUUAAAAAUCUUAAUUUCGAUACUACUGAAGAAGAUUUUCGCCAAUAUUUUGAAGAUAAAAUUGGUCCUGUUCAUACGGCCACUAUUGCAACGAAAAAAACAGCCAAAGGAAUUUUAUCCAUGGGUUAUGGUUUCAUUCAAUUUUAUAAAUCCAAAAUGGCAAAAGAAGCAAUUAAAAAAUUACAGAAUUCAACAUUGGAUGGUCAUCCAAUCGAGAUUAAAUUAUCAAAUCGAACUACAACGUCGAAAACGAAUCAAACGGCGAUGGUAAAAAGCUUUUCUGGUAAAAAUCGUUCUGGACAAAAACAAACUGGAUCCAAAAUUUGUGUCAAAAACAUUCCAUUCGAAGCUACCGUUGAAGAUGUUCGAAAAAUUUUCAGUUCAUUUGGUCAGAUUAAAUCGGUACGAAUACCAAAAAAAUUGGCUGGUUCAUCACAAUAUCGUGGUUUUGGUUUUGUUGAUUUUGUCACAAAAGAAGAUGCUAAGCGAGCAUUCGAUGCUCUUUCAGCAAGUACUCAUCUUUAUGGUCGACCAUUGGUACUAGAAUGGGCUAAAAAUGAUACAAUAAUGAAUAUUGACAAUAAUAACGAUGAUGAUGAUGAUGAUGAUAAUAAUUACCGUGACGAAGGUAGACAAAUAGGUGCCAAAAUGGCCCGAUAUUUUCAACAAAAUUCAAAUGAUACAAAAAAAUCCACAUCAUUAACGACGACGAAACGUUUACGACGAAAUGAUUUAUUAGAUGAUUUAAAACGUCAUCAUCAAUACGAUCAUGAUUCAACUGAACAAGAUAACGAAUAAGAUGACAACAUAUUGAUGAUUCAAAAUGCUACUGCUGCUAUUGGAGAAAAAUUUGAAGCCAAAAAAAAAAAAAAAAAUAAAAUAAAAUAAAGAUCACUGACAGCACGAUUUGCAUCCAUGGGAUAAAUUUUGAAACCAUAUAACGAUGAUGAUAAUAUUUUGGCAAAAUAUUGACCUACCUGGAUGAUGAUAUUUUUUUCUGAGAAAAUGAUUUACACUUGGGUCCUUUAAAUGGUGGUGGUGGUGGUUAUCAUCAUUAUCACACACACACACACACAAACACACAUUUAUAAACACUUGUUGGAUUUUUUUUUCUGACAAGCAAUUCAUAUUUGAAAUCACGCAUACACAACACCGACCUAUCAACUUGAAAUGACAAGAUGAACAUCAGAAAUCAUAAUAAUCAUCAUCAUCAUCAUGUUUGAAAAUUUACCGAUUUUUUUUCAUCAUCAUUAGCUAUAUAGCCAAUGAAUCUCAAUAUUCGGAUCUAAUCUUCAGAAACUUUGUGAUUUUUUUUUCUUUUUUCUUUUUGAUUAAUACGUUGUUUUCAUUUAUUUUGCCCAUCUUUAAUGACUAUUCAACCGAAUGACAUUGAUCAUUUUAUUUAAUGAUGAUGAUGAUGAUAAUUGUGUCAUUUUUUGUCAUAUAAUUUUAACAAACAGAAGAUGUAGA
Molecule: messenger RNA, 3515 nt
Organism: Dermatophagoides farinae (American house dust mite)
Lineage: Eukaryota; Metazoa; Arthropoda; Arachnida; Sarcoptiformes; Pyroglyphidae
Product: putative RNA-binding protein 19
Cellular component (GO): nucleolus
Molecular function (GO): mRNA binding
Source: RefSeq, a predicted model, not a curated record